This is a messenger RNA of Nymphalis io (European peacock), 8185 nucleotides long. RefSeq lists its product as uncharacterized. Gene Ontology annotation, molecular function: protein binding. The coding region runs from base 323 to 5053 and encodes 1576 amino acids. The record is from RefSeq and is a predicted model, not a curated record. Lineage: Eukaryota; Metazoa; Arthropoda; Insecta; Lepidoptera; Nymphalidae. The transcript has 14 exons. Gene Ontology annotation, biological process: response to starvation; autophagy. Gene Ontology annotation, cellular component: cytoplasm.
AUUUUACACUCACACAUGUAACUAAACCAGUAAAUGUUCAUUGUGCGUGUAAUUGUCAUUCAAAGGUUCAAAACAUCUGUUGUAUGUUGUUGUGUUUCAUAUUUUAAUUAUAAUUUUAUUUUCGAAUCAAAAUUUUAUUAAAAAGCAUUUUGUAAAACGAAUUAAAACGAGUGUUUGAGUGAGUGCUACCUUUAUUUUUUAAAUCGCUGUGACGUCAUUGUUUUCGACUGCCAGUAAAAACGACGCAAUUGCACCAUUUUCAGAUAUGGAAUUAAAAUGAGAAUUAUUUUUAUAAUUCAGAAGUCAAUUUUAAAGAAACAUCAUGUCAGCGGAGUCACCGCGGCACGCUCGCUCUGGCGGGCCGCUAACUGUGCCUUCACAACCUCCAAGUGAUCGUAGCAUCAUUGAUGCGGUGUCUGGAUUCAUUAAUGAUGUUACACUUUCUUCUUCAUCCACUGUUGAUCCUAAGGACGUUAUACAGUGGGCAAGGUUCGAAACAGCAGAUAUAAACGAGCCUACACCAGAAGGAGAUAGUGACAAUGAUGUCCCACCGUUACUCUUGAUUCUUGGCUAUGGGUCUGGUGUGCAAGUAUGGCUGAUACCUCCCACUGGGGAGGCACAAGAGGUUUUAUCAUGGAGGCAAGGCACAGUGAGGGUGCUCCGUAUACUGCCCACUCCGCAGCACGGCGACUGUUUUGCGUCGAAAAGGCCCCUUAUUGCAUUAUGUGACUCCGCUUGUCCAGGACCUGCGUUUUGCUCCUUGAGUUUUAUAUCUAUAAGAGGGGGAGAACAGGUGAAGAGCAUAAAAUUCAAAAAUCCCAUACUAGACGUGCUGGCCAACAAGCGUUCCGUGGUGGUAUCAUUCUCCGAGCGCUUCGCGGUGUUCGACGCGGCGACGCUAGAGGACCGGCUGGCCGUGACCACGUGCUACCCGUGCCCGUGCCCGCUGGGCGGCGCCGCGCCCAACAACCCGCUGGCGCUGGGCGACCGCUGGCUGGCCUACGCCGACAAGAAGCUCAACCCUUCCAAGCGCAGCAGUGGAGGAUGUGAAAGUGAAGGUGUGACAAGUUACACGGCGACAGUUCUGCACGCAGCAAAAUCUCUAAGUAAGGGUUUGCGCGGGCUCGGCGAGAGUGUGGCGCACAGCCUCGCCGGCGGCCGCAGCACGUCGCAGUCGCCGUCGCCGCCGCACGCGGACUUGCAGCAGCCGGGCGUCCUCACUAUACUGGAUAUCGAGGGCAAUGAAGAUGAAGAUAGCCAAGACUGCGAGGAUCCCUGCGACCCCAUAGUUGCUCAUUUCAUAGCUCAUUCGGAAGCUAUAAUAGCACUGAAGUUCGAUCCGAGUGGCAUGCUGUUGGUGACCGCAGACCGUCGCGGGCAUGACUUUCACGUGUUCCGUAUCAAUCCCCACCCGUGCGGACCCAGUCUUGCGUCUGUGCACCAUUUAUAUAUAUUGCACAGGGGCGACACCACGGCCAAAGUGCAGGACAUAGCGAUAUCGGCCGACACCCGCUGGGCGGCGGUGUCCACCCUGCGCGGCACCACGCACGUGUUCGCCGUCAGCCCGUACGGCGGCGCGUGCGGCGUGCGCACACACACACAGCCGCGCGUCGUCAACAGGCUGUCGCGCUUCCACCGCUCCGCCGGCCUGCCCAUACACGCCGCGCCCUGUGCGCACAGCCCGUGCCAAGUGCGAAGGAAAUAUAAGGCAUCGUCCGCUCUGCAGGUGUGCGAAGGCUCGGGUCCGGGUGCCUGGUUCCCCAACCCGCGCCUACCGCCCUAUCCGCUGCCCUACACCAGCACGCCGCUUGCGCAGCUGCGACCCACACACAACCUACCCACGCACACCAUCACACGUACCAGCUCCGGUCGGCAGCGCCUGUCGUCGCUGUCGGAGGAGAGCGGCGCGGCGCCGCUGCUGGCGCGCGCGUGCUUCGGCGUGAGCGGCGCCGCGGGCCGCGCCGCGUCCGUGCCGCUGUACCUCAUGGCGGCCAGCGGCGCGCUGCUGCACCUGGCGUUGCACCCCCGCCCCGCGCGCGGCGUCCCGAAAGAGAAGAUAUGCGAUGAGUCACCCAUCGAUCUGGAAGUGGAGCCGGUGGCUCAGUGGCCGCUACAACGACCACCUGCCGCCGCCGAUUUAUUAGCGCCCUUGCCGCCUUCUAAUCCUCUUCUCCAACCAUUAAGUUGUCGGCGAUGCGCGGACAUGUGCAUGAGCGAGGAGGAGCGCUGGCUGUCGCAAGUGGAGAUCGUGACGCACGCGGGCCCGCACCGCCGCCUGUGGAUGGGGCCGCAGUUUGUUUUCAAAACAUACAACAACACUGGGUCGAGCUCGUCGCUGUCGGAGGCGGAGGCGGUGGAGGUGGACACGAGCGCGGCGCGCGGCGCGGCGCGCUCCAACCCCGUCAACAUGCCCGGCGUGCGCCCCGUCGUGCCCGUGCUCAUCGACUCCGGCUCCGCCAGUUCGCUCGAACACUCCCCUUCCGAUAGUUUUCGUCGCAAGUCCCUUUUAGCGGAAACCGGGCGCACGACUACCGUUUGCGAUGUCCAGCUCAAGGAGGAUCUCGCAGAGGCCAUGAAGGAAGACCACGGGCUGCCGCGAGAGGGGCGCUCGGAGUCGCUCGCGGGGGGCGGCGCCGUGGAGCGCGCCGUGGCGCCGCAGGGCACGGUGGUGGCGCCGCCCCGCACGCCGCGCGCGCCGCCGCUGGACGCCGACGCGCACACGCGCUGCAACGACGACGAGGCCGCGUUCCGCCCCGUGCUGCGCGCGCCCGCGCCGCUGCCGCUCGCCGCGCACCUGGCCGCGCGCCCGCUGCCGCGCUCCACCACCAUCCCCGUGCAGACCGUGUCGCCGCGCGAGCUGUCCCCCGACGACGAGCCCCUGCCGCUCAACACGGACGUCGUAAUCCCGGCACAGUUGGCCGCCUCCCUCGGCCGUGACUCGUACGACGAGGCCCCGGUGACCCGCGAGCCGAAGCCGCCCGGCGAGUCGGACGCCGUCGAAUCUGAUAGAACUAAUUUAGACGUUAAGGAGAUACCUGUAAAUAGAGAUCUCGAAUGCGGAGGGAAUGUGAUGUAUGAUAGUGCGUGUGAGAGUGCCUCGGCCGCUGUCGAGACGGAGAGAAAGGAAAAAAUUAAAUCACUGCCAAAACCGAGUCGACCGUCGGAUGAUAUUCAGCCGGCGGCUCGACCUAGAGUUAAGAAAUCUUCCCCCACCAAAUCGGUUAACGAUAAAGUUAACAAUAGUGCCGCUAGUGACAUUAGUAUUAAGAAUAAAAUAUCGGGUGAUAUUAAAAUGAGUGGAAGUUUAGGAGAGAGAUAUAUUGAUUUGCCUAAAAAAGAAAAAGAACCUCUCAAACUUAAUCAAAAAUCAAGAGAACUAUCUGUUUCAAAAGAUACUAAACCACGUAAAGACAUGAGAGAUCCGAAACCAAUAAACGAAAGUAUGAAACAUAAAUCUGGUGCUGAUGAGAAAGAAAAGUUUAGUUUUUCAUCAAUAACUAAAGAUAAUAGUAGAGAAUCGUCAAAACAUAAAACUCUUGAUUCGGAUGUAAAUCAAAUGAAGACAGAGGAACAAGCAUGGGAUAUGCUUUUAAGUGAGCCGGAUAAAAAAGAAAUUUCAACUAAAGACAGACCACGUCUAUCAAGUGACAGUAAAAUUGAAGAAGCAAAAGUGAAAUCGAAGAAAAAUCGUAAAGCGAAGAAGACGGAAGAACAAUUAGCUAAGGAAGACGAGGAUAGUUUCAUUGAAAUACAUGCGAUUGAAGACAAACAACAAAUAGCAAGUGAUGAUCUAGUAUCGAUUUCUACUCCUAUAGAAGAUGUUGAAUUAUCGUCUUAUUCAUCAAAGCUCAGAAAGCAAAGGUCAUCUAAAAGCCGAACUCCUGAACGAAAAGAUAAUUUUGAGGAUAUCAAAUCAACUGAAAAUAAAUUUGAGAAGGAAGUUGACAUUGCUACUAAGAACAAAAGCAGAGAAAGUAUCGACGACUUAGUAACUGAUUCUACGCUUUGUCUGCAGUCAGUUUCAAAUAGUAAAACAAGAGAAAUGGUUAAAGAUUCUAAAAACAAAGAACUGGUGGUACCAGAAAAAAUACAAGUCAAUACCCUUGGUGAACCUAAACCAAGUACGUCGCUUUCUACUGAGUCAUCGAAAUCCGUCAAAAGUAAAUCAUCGUCACCAAAACUAGAGGGUCGUAAAAAAGAAAAAAUUGAAAAUGAAGAAAAAGAAGUUUAUGUGAUAAACACAACUGAAGAUGAUUUUCCUGAAAUUCAAAUAACCAGAGCAAACAAACCAAUAAAGAAAUCUCCUCAACUAUCAGAAAAGAAAAAUGAAAUCGAGAAGACCGAAAAACCCAUUAAAUCAUGGAGUUCCAUAGCUGCUUCUAAGACCAAUCGAAAGAUCGAAGAAGUUAAACUAAAUCUGGAAUGUGUGGAGAAAGAUGCCAAGGACGAGGCAACGAUUUUAGAACAAAGCAAAAAAUCAGAAGUAUCAUUACAAGAGAAGUUGAUCGAGCUCUGCAAACGAACGGAUAUAAUGGUAGCAGAAUGUGAUGCACCUUCUGAACUUAAUUUUGUCGAAGAACACCAUGCAGUGUCUCAUGACCUACCCCCUUUAGAGACCUUGGAUUUUGGUUUAGAUAAUUUUAAACUAGAAGUGAUGCAAGAUAGUCUUUUAGAAGUUAAUGAUCCGAAAAUAACUAGCCCCAUUUGUAAAAUAAAUAUAGACGAUAUAUUGUCAUCCAUAAAAGAAACCACGACUAGAGCUAUUGAAUCGAGUUCAUUUAACUUAAUAGAUAUAGAAAAAGUUCCCAUUAGAAAAGAGAAAGGAUUCAGUGUUGUCGAAAGCGACAAGAUAACUUCACAAGAAGUUAAGUUAGAAGACGAAGCGAAAAUCGAUAAAGAUGACUUAGAAAAAUCGUCUGACGAUGAUAUCGCCUCUCCCGUGUUAUCUACUGAUAGCGAUAAAGAGGAAAAUAAAAAUUUCGAAGCUUCUAAUGCUAGCUUGCAAUCAACAAAGCAAUCGAAGUCUAAAAAAGCUCGUAGAAAGAAAAAGUAAUUCGAAAAGUGUUCAUUAUUUGAGCUUCAUUAUUAUAAUAGGCUAUGUUUAUAAAGUUAUUAGAUGAAUUUUUCACAGCUGUUGUGAUUGUAGUUAAGCAAAGCAAAUUUGAAGUGGAUAAGCACAGAUAAAAUACAAAAAAAUAUAUCUUUAUGUGAUUAUGAAAUGUGUGGUACACAUAUAUGCUGAUAAUUCUUGCAUUAAGUCGCUUCCUUAUUAUUGAAAAGAAUUAGCGAUGUGAUGUAACCAUUGUAUGAAUGAAAAAAAAAAUUAAAUAAAAAAAUAAAAAAUGUAGGAAAAAUUAUAAAAAAUCUUAUCGAAAAGAUAUCUUUUUAAGAUGAUUUUAUUAAUGUUAAUCAUGAAAACGUUUCAGAAUUUCUUUAAAUAUUUCAACUCACAUCAACAAUGGUUAACAUAAUAUUAAAUAAAUUCGUCUUAUAAAGAAAUCGAUUUUAUUAACUUCAGUUCAGUGCUCUUUUAGUACUUAUUUUGAUUAAUUUAUUUAGAUAAUUUAGUUUUAGUCAAAUUUUUCUCGUCUUCGUGCGGUGCGUUUUCUCGCUGAAACAACAAGGCCAGUAAAGACGAAAGUUGCGCUGCCUAGCAAUUAAUAGCUGUCCAUAUUUCUCUAUGCUCAUAGAAUCUCUAUAGUAUCGAUCAGUACCCACUAUUGCGAUAAUAUAUUCAUGAUACGUAUUCGUCGUGUUCUGUUUUAGUUAUUAAUUAUAAGAGGUUCUUAAAUAAUGGUGCAGGCACACUAAUCAAUGGAGUAAACUAAACACCGGCUGCUUACAUUUGCCGAGACAGCUUCCGACCGUUUAAGUAACUGACUCAACUGACAUCUCACUUAAACCCUUGGGGAGUGAGUACCGGGCCCGGGAGCCGUCAUUAGAAUUAAUUUAUAGUUAGCUUAGUGAAAAUUUAUUUUUAUUCUUAUAAUUCCUUCCAGCAGUAUAUAUAUUAAACUUGAUAAAUCGAACUUAUUUCAAUAUAUCUACAAAUACCUCAGUAUUAUUUUCAAAUAUUGAGUUGAAAGUUCCAAACGACUAAGUAGAUUAUUUUGGGUAUAUAUACCGUAUUACUUUUGCUGUCUAGAUGUACAAACUUUUUGUAUAAUACUUUGCAACUAGUAUUAUUUGUUAAUAUGUUUUUAUUAAUAUAUUUGAUAUUAUGUUGAAUCAUGACAAAUAUUUAUUUUUCUAUGUAAUUUUGUUAGCGAAAAGUACCUAUGUACCUAUAUUUAGGUAUUUUUUUUUUUACUAAUAGUACAUGUUUAGGUGCGUUGUAUAUAUUUAUAGUAUUUGAAAUGACAUUGUUUAAUUUUUACUAUUGUUAUUAUUUUAUUAAUAUAAAAAAAUAUAUUAAUGAUCAAAAUUCUCAAAUUUAUAACAUUGUGGUAACCAGGUGCACUUUUUUAUAAUUGUUUGAAAAACAUAUCAUAGGCACUGUACACCGAGUUCAAUUUUUUUUUUAGUUUUUAGUGGUUUUGAGAUCUAUGGCUUAUACCUCAUUUUGUCAAUCUCGUUGUACAUAUAAAAUAUAAAUCCGUAUAAAAUUAAAAAAAAAACAUUUUUCGAAGAAAUCGUAGUUUAAAAACAUAAAAAUCAUUUUACAAACUAUAAUUUAUUUUGGAUUUUUAUACUUAUAAAAUACAGAAAUUCUGACACAUUCUAUAUAAUACUAUUGUAAUGUAUAAAACACCACGAAUCUUAUGGGUAUUUAGUUUAAAGUAUUAAAGUUUAAAUGUUAUGGUGAAAUUAUUAACAUAUUAUGAAGCUUCUAAGUUUUCCAAGUAAUACCUAAUGAAAUACACUUUUAAAUAAUAAUAAGAUAAAUGGUCUCAUGGAAUUUAGUAGAAUAAUGUAAAGUGAUAACAAUAUUAAAGAAUACAUAAUAAUAUUGUCCCCAUAACAAACGUUGAAUAAUAAUCAUUAUUUUGCUGACCCUUGCAAUUAAUCUUGUAAUAAUAAGAUCUUCAUAAUAACCUCUAACGUUAUUACAUUUCCUUUAAUAAAAUAAAAUACAUUAAUAGAAUUUUUUAAAUCAAUUGUACUAAAUGUAAUCUAUCUUGAUAUAUAUUAGUAAUUCUGUUACAAAAAAGUUUAAUAUUAGAUAUUUUUAAUCGACAUGAAAAUAAAGUUUAUAUCCGACUCAAUAUCUCAAUUGUUUUACUUCUCGGUACACAGGAUUUAUGUGAUUUCUUACAUUUAUUUAAUCAGUUCACAUAAAUGUAGUAUUUGACGUAAUGUUAUUUUACACACUGCAACUAUUAUUAGUGCAAAAGGUUAUAUGUAAAAUACUUUACUGGAGGGAAUAAAAAGUAAUUAUUUCCUUAAUUUUUUCUGUAUAAUUAAAUUAUUAUUUUCCCAUUUUAUGUUUUUAUGGUAACUGUUGUAUGUAUAACGGUACUGGUAGCAUUCAAUUCUUUAAUAAAAAAUAAAUAAUUUUCGCAUUUUUAAAUUUGGAAUUAUGUUACAACAUACGACCUUUUGCACUUACAGCAAUUUAAUGUUGCAUACUAACUUGUGUAUGACAUUGUAUUGUCACUCCUAUUUUACAUAUUGCAAUAUUUAAACGAAAGUAGACUAAAUCGAAUUUUAAAGUCGGUUUCUUCGUUUAUUUUAAAUGUGACAUAAAAAAAAUUUUUGGUCAGAGGCUUUCGUAUUUUUCUCAUAUCAAGUACACUUAAUAUAUCACUUGUAAGUGUUAUUGCAACAUUACUACCACUUUGUUAGAAACUGACAGACAGUCUAUUAUUAUUAUUGAUGUCUAUCAAUAUAUAUAAAAAAAUAUUUUAAAAUCACCGCUUAAGAUUAUGAUUAAUUAGAAAUUUUUGAGAAUUAUUAAUACUAAAAAUUAAGAUUUAUUUUUGAAAUUUUACAAUAAUGUUUUAAGUCAAAAUUUAUUGUUCUUGAAAUACUUUAUCUCCAUGAUGCAUUGUAUUUGGAAUUCUGAUGUAGGAAAAUUUUACAUGUAAUUUUUAGAUUUGGCAGCACUGUAACUGUAUGCUGAUAAUGUUAUGGAGUGUUUAAAAAUAUAUUUAGAGAAAUUAAAAACAAUAUUUCAACAACCAACAUUGCCGUUUUAUUUAUCUAUGCCGGGUUUUACCUGUGUUAAAUUUGUAUUUAUAACAUU